CAACUUCAUUCAGAGUCUGGCCGUUGAAAGCAGCGGUCGCGUCGUGGUCUUCUCUUCAGAUUCGUUCGCGGCAGAAAUGCAAAUACCAGAAAUUCAAUAUUGAACGCGAGCCGAGAGAAAAGAAAAGUGCGAGACGUGUUUGGAAAAUCGAAUCGAAUUUCGUACGGCACCGUCAACGGAAAUCGCAACAACGGUAAUUGUUGUGUGUGCUCGGUGAGCUCUUCCAUUCGCCGCGAGUGUGCCUGUGUGAACUCUAUUGGUUUCUAAACAAUCAACUAAUUGUGGAAUACUUAGGGUCACAACAGCCAAGGAUAUCAGCCAGUUUGCGGCCUAUCGAAAUGGGAGGCAGUAGCAACUUAAGGUUGCUGGUGGCACUAAUGUUGCUGUUUUGCACAGCAGCAACAUCGAGCGGAGUGUCCACCACCGAGACCCCGUCGGCCCUGUUGCCCUUGGAAGCCAGGAGUGCUGAUGUCUCGGGCGAGGAGGACGUCAUUUCUACAAGCUAUGUGCUGCCCAAUCAGAUAUUUAACGAGGGAAAGCCAUACUAUGCGCGCCAGGAUCCCGUGUCUGGUCAGCUGGACUUCAGUGCCAAGAAACCGGCCGGAAUUCAACCCGAGGCCAAUGAGGUGCUCGAUCCCAACGAGAAGAUUGUGCUGAGUGGUGGCAGUUCGCCCAACAUACACGACUACUUGAACCUGCCCGUGAAGUACUCCUCGUCGAAGUUUGUUUAUCCGCUGGUAUCCAGUUCGUAUGCCAACCUAAAGUACCAGGGCAGUAACAAGAACUACAUCACCAACAAGAAACCCACUUCCGUGGUGGCGCCAGUUACACCACCACCGCCCAACUAUCAUAGCUCGAACUUCUUCACCGUGCCAACUACUAAACUAACUGCAGUGACACCCACGGCAGGAGCUUACUAUCCUAGUAGUCCCUCCACCAGCACCACCAGCACCACUACGUCAACAACGACAACCACUACAACAACCACAACUCGGGGAACUUUGCCCCCUUCGAGGAAACCAGUUACCACCACUACAACCACGGCAGCCACAAGCCCGGCAGUCAAGUACACCACCACUUCAAGACGCCCCAUUCCUUUGCAGACAGUUUCCACGACUCCACAACCACUGCGCACCAGUACCACCCGCAAGAAGUUUGUGCCGACCAAGAAGUACAGUCCCACAGUGCCCAGCACCAGUGUCAGGCCAACGGUUGGUCACGAGAAUCAGCGCCCGCUGAAGUCAUCGCCCAGACCAACUCCCAGCAGCAGCGAUGUGGCCCUCACCACCCACCAUGCGACACCACAGGCAGCUAUCUUCCCUACGGAGCCGGCCACAACCACCAAGAUGUACACCACAUCGAGCACAAGUGCGCCAGUGGUGUUCACCGAAGGACCCACGCCCCCACCCGCCUUUAGUCCCAUUCCUGGAACUGGUAUUCCCAACCUGGAUCCAGCCGACGUUUAUCACACGCUGGGACAGAAGAACACACAGGCGGAGGAGCAGCAACAGCUGCAACUGGAGAAGCAGCAGCAGAUGCAGAAGCAACAGCAAAUACAGCAGCAGCAAUAUCAGGAGCAGCAGCAACAACUUUAUGAGCAGCAGCAGUAUCAGCUGCAAUUGGAGAAGCAGCAUCUGGAAAAGCAGAAGCAUCCGUACCAGCAGCAACUGGAAAAACAGCAGCAGCAGCAGCAACAACAACAACAACAGCAACAGCAACUUAUACAACAACAACAACAACAACAACAACAACAACAGCAGCAGCAACAUCAGCCAUUACCGCCAACGCUGCAACAGCAAGCACCUCCUCCUAAACCUCCCAUGACACUCAGCGAUAUAUUCAACAGCUUGGCUGAAGAAGAAUCCAAUGUGGCGCAAAACUAUCAACAGAACCAAGGAUUCGAUGCCCAGGGCAAUCUCAUACAGCCCAUUGCACCAUCCAAGCCGUCGCCCUUCGCCAUGCAGCAGCCCGGUUCCCAGCAGCAACCAGGAACACAGCAACCAGCAUCACAUCAACGACCCAAUCCCAACGAGCAGAAGGUGAUCUCUGGUAGCCAGGAGAACUACAGCAACGAGUACGUGUCCUACCAGGUGCAGCAGCCAAACAUGAUGCAAUACCGACCUGUGCCGGGCCAGAUCAAUAAUGUGGUGAUUUCGCCGGGACAGCAGUCAGCCUCUUUCGUUCUUGGCAGUCAGGUGCAACAGGUAAGCGUGGGCCACCCGAGCAUUGAGAAGGAACCACUGUUCGCCAAGGACACGCCAGGUGUUCAAUAUGGUCAGGUGAUCAACGAGGACAUUGGCAACAUUAAGCGACCUCUCAAGGAACCGCUGCCUCCGCCACCGAACUUCCAACAGAUGCCGAGCAUCCAGCAGAACUCAAACUUCCAUCAGAACGGAAAUGUGGCCACAUCUGGAGCACCUGGAACCGUUUCCUACCAGGAGCCACCACCAGAGGCACCAACUCCCUAUCAACAGCUUCCCCUAAUCGGAUCCAACAAGCGACCAUCAAAGAAACCCGUGACCAAGCCUGAGCAACCUUCGCAUCCCUACACACCACAGCAAUCUUCGACCCCGCCACAGCCACAGCCCACUCCACCGGUUUUAAUGCAGGGAGAGGACACCAAGGAACUUCUUGUCUCCACCAACAUUCGAUUCCCCGCUCAGGGAGAAGAGUCUCUGGAACUGCCCUCCGCUGUGAUGCAAGGUCCUCCAGCAGGACCAAACAUUAAUGGUCAUGCACAACCUUUAAGUCUGCAGCAAAUUCAAAACUCCAAUCCCGUUGUUUUUCCAAGGCCCAAGGAUGAAGUAGCUCCUGGCAGCGCCAGUGUGCAGAUCCAGCAGCAUGAAGUGCUUAACCUGAGCCAGCAGAAACAACAAUUGAAAUUCCCUGCUCAGCAGCCUGUACUUGGUGAGCAACCCUCGCUGGAAAUGGAGCCACCUCCGCGAUACCCCACCACUGUGCCAGUUGCUCAUGCACCUCCGACUCCUGGCAAGCGUCCACUCGGUACAUCACCACCUUCCAACUUCUAUAACGAGUACAACCGGAAACCACAAAACGGACCCCGUCCUAGCAACCUGCCAAAUAUUCUGCCACAAUUUCGACCGAAUGCCAAGAUUUCCAGCGGACAUCCUCCUGCCUUAAAGCAGGAACCAGGAAACAUACGUCUGCCUCAGCAAGGUGGUCCCGGUCCAAAACGCCCUUACAAUCCUUCGAUGCAACCUCAGUUUGCCCAUCGCCGUCAGCCUUUAUACCAGCAGCAUCAGCAGAUGAUGCAGAAGCGCUAUCCCAUGAAUCGCAUCUCGGAGUAUCCCAUGGGGCCCGGUCCAGGAGGAGAUGUUAAUAGGAGAGUAUACAGGCUUCCCCCGUAUGGAGGACAGAAUGUGCCCUAUCUGCCCGAUCACAUGUAUCCCCGCCGCCCCCAGGGCCCUGGACCAUUGAGAUCCGUUGAUGGCUAUCCCGCAGAGCGACAUGCACCUUCAUCCGAACCCUACAAAACGAUCGAUGCAGAGGCAGCUGCCGACUUCGAGGAAGAAGAUCUGGUGAUCAACGAUCCGCCACAGCCCGUGACUCCUGGCAAGGAUCGCAAGGGAGUGGAGGAGACGAAACUAGAGCCAGUGGUCACAUUACAAAUGCUGCAGUCUCAAAAGAAGGCUGUGAGCCUGCCCGGCGAUGAUACGGGUGCAGGAGAGAUCCAGGUCACAGCCGACAAUGAUCCCCAGGAAGCUGAGGCCUCCAAGCUCAGCCAGCAAAAGUUGGAUCCCAGCGGCAUGUAUGUUGUCUUUCCGAUGAAGAGUGCAGAGAAAGGACAAAGCGAAGGCGAUGCACCUUCAGCUCCAGCUGAGUACCAGAAUACUCCGUUCUCCGUGAUUCGCGACCAGCCACAGGAACCCAUUCUCAAGAACAAGAAGCCGCAAUCCCUGCAGCAGCAAAACAAGGCGCAGCAAGUUCCCAAAGAGAAGUUCCCCUAUCCUAUCGAGAAGCCAGACCCAUCAUUUUCAGACCUGCACCCCGAAUCGCAGACUUCUGUUUCGGGAGUACUGGUGGCUCCAAGGAUCAUUACGGGAGCUAUGGGCACCGGGACAGAGACACCCAUUGCAAUUGCCUACACGCCCACAGAGCCAAACUCAUUCCGCCACGAACAGGGGCAGAAAUUCUCAAAUAUCAAUCUGGCCACGUCAGUAAUCAACGAGAUCCGACAGGACACCCAGACGGAGGAGGACCUGAGCAGUGAUUUCGAUCUGCGUGGCCAGAACUUCGAGAAGGACUUCAUGGCACCAUUUUACCCAAGUGUGAGCCUAGGAGGUGCCAGUGGAGCUGCAGCAGUAAAUGCUGCCGCGCCCAGUAACUGGAACAUUCUGCCGUCGACCACGGAUCAGGCAAUCUAUGAGAAGAACAACAUAAACCGGGCUGAUGUGGACCCCACAGAGCAAAAGAAAACAGAAGAGGAGCAACCCACUGCUAGCCCGCUAACAGCGGAAAAGCCUUCUGAAAUGGACAGCUUCCAGCCACAGCUUCAAGGGGGCUUCAAACCCAUUUAUCCACCGGGCUACAAACACGUUGAGCAAGUGGAACAGGACGAGAUCGCAGGUGCCAAGAAUGCUGGCAAGGACCAACCAAUCGCAUUGCCACUGAUGGGCACCACAGCAAAACCUUCGACGUCAGCCUCACCCGUUAGCAGCAGCAGCAGUUCCACCUCAACAUCCUCUACCACAUCCACGACCUCAACGACCCAUCAACCCGGGGUAACGAAGUCGGAUGUCACACUGGCAACUACCAAGGCGCCGGCAAUCAGCACAAAGCCCACGCAGCGCAAGAAGUCCACCUUUGAGACGAGCCUGGCGGCCUUGCUCUUCGGAGACGACGAGGAGGAUGGAGCACGCAAGUCCGCUGAGCUACCGAAGGCCCAGGUUGGACCUAGAAAUGUGCCCCGAAUGGGACCCCGAAGUCUGACUUUGAGCUAAGCGGGUCCGAGGAUGCCCAAAACUAGUUUAGUCCAAUUUUAGUUUGUAUUAUUUAUUCAAAGUUUAUGAGACAGCCGGGAAACGCCCCGCUUAGAGGUAGACCAUGUGGUAAUCUAGUUCUGUUCUACAGCUUAUAGUAAGUAAGCUCACCUUUCCAGAUAUAUAGACCAUCGCCACCAACGAACACUACACCCCACAAUCCCAGCGACUUUUGCGAGUCUGAUUUGAAAUGCGAAUCAUUUGAACUUUCUCAUUUGACUCCCGAAUCGUCGGAAAUGAGAAAAAGCUUUUUACUCAAAUUAACAACAUAAACUUAAAUAGUACUCACAAUUUACCCAAUAACUGUACCAUAGAAAACCAUGAAAAAUAAACAAAUU
Molecule: messenger RNA, 5338 nt
Organism: Drosophila erecta
Lineage: Eukaryota; Metazoa; Arthropoda; Insecta; Diptera; Drosophilidae
Product: histone-lysine N-methyltransferase 2D
Exons: 3
Coding region: 339-4961 (1540 amino acids)
Biological process (GO): regulation of transcription by RNA polymerase II
Cellular component (GO): SWI/SNF complex; nucleus
Molecular function (GO): transcription coregulator activity
Source: RefSeq, a predicted model, not a curated record